Messenger RNA from Acipenser ruthenus (sterlet), 3323 nucleotides. Its product is annotated as CYFIP-related Rac1 interactor A-like. Gene Ontology annotation, biological process: regulation of actin filament polymerization. The record is from RefSeq and is a predicted model, not a curated record. The coding region runs from base 333 to 1307 and encodes 324 amino acids. The transcript has 14 exons. Gene Ontology annotation, molecular function: small GTPase binding. Lineage: Eukaryota; Metazoa; Chordata; Actinopteri; Acipenseriformes; Acipenseridae.
UAACAAAGGCGGGACUGACAAGCCUUGCUACUGGGGAGGGGUAAAAAAAAAAAAGGAACUGCAGGCUUGUGGUGUGGACGUUAAACUACGAAUGAAAAACAACGCACCAGCAUAUGCAAAUUGCAUUUGCAUGGUGGUAGCGACGCAGGGAGAGUCGUUCACAUGGAUGUUACAGGAAGUGAUUAGCUGAAAACAAGGGUACGCUGAUGAUAUAAGAAGCAAGAGUUCUCCAGUCAGUGAAAAAGGUUUGCUGGGAUGGGUAAUCUUCUUAAAGUCCUUACAAGGGAUAUAGAAAACUAUCCACAUUUUUUCCUGGACUUUGAAAGAACCAAAUGGGGAAUCUGUUAAAAGUUCUCACUUGCACUGAGCUUGAUCAGGGGCCAAACUUUUUCCUUGACUUUGAAAAUGCACAGCCUACAGAUUGUGAAAGAGAUGUGUGGAACCAGGUCAAUGCAGUGCUGCAGGAUUCGGAAAGCAUUCUUUUAGGUCUUCAGGCUUACAAGGGAGCUGGUCAGGAGAUAAGAGAAGGAAUACAGAAUCCAAGUGACUUCCAACUCCAAGAACGAGCAUGGAAUGUUGUUUGUCCAUUAGUCAUCAAACUGAAGAGGUUCUAUGAAUUCUCGUUAAGACUGGAGAAGGCCUUGCAGAGUCUCUUGGAGUCCCUGACAUGUCCAACCUACACUCCAACCCAGCACUUGGAAAGAGAACAAGCCCUGGCCAAGCAGUUUGCAGAGAUUCUCCACUUUACACUGCGAUUUGAUGAGCUCAAGAUGAGAAAUCCAGCCAUUCAAAAUGACUUCAGUUAUUACAGACGAACAAUAAGUCGCAACAGGAUAAACAACAUGAACAUAGAAAUUGAAAGCGAAGUGAACAAUGAAAUGGCCAACAGAAUGUCCCUGUUCUAUGCUGAAGCCACACCAAUGCUAAAGACUCUCAGCAAUGCCACAACAAAUUUUGUGUUUGAGAACAAAACAUUGCCUUUGGAGAACACAACAGAUUGCUUGAGUACUAUGGCCAGUGUCUGUAAAGUUAUGUUGGAAACACCGGAUUACACAAGUAGAUUCAACAGUGAAGACACCCAGCUCUUCUGUAUGAGGGUCAUGGUGGGGGUCAUUAUCCUGUAUGACCAUGUGCAUCCUGCUGGUGCCUUCACAAAAGCAUCGAAAAUUGACAUGAAGGGAUGCAUUAAAGUUCUGAAAGAACAACCUGCAGACAACGUGGAAGGUCUUGUGAAUGCCCUCAAGUUCACCACAAAGCACCUGAAUGAUGAGACCACUCCAAAAGCCGUCCGGGCUAUGCUCCAGUAAAAAUUUCUAUAACAAGAGGAUCUAUGUUGUGACCUCAGAAGAUGUAUAUGUUUACAUAAUUUAAUACAACUUGAUGUUCAUACUCAUGUGUAUUUACAUAGCCAUUGCCUCCCGGUUAUUGAAACUUAUAUAAAAAAGAACCAUUAUUCUGAAUUCAAUUGCCAAUGCUAUUAUUUCAUAAAGCACAACUUAAUUAUACCUUACCGCCUUAUCAAUUGAGACAUGCAAAACUGCUUGGCAUACAGUAUAUAUUUUUUGUUUGUUUUAGUGUAACCGUUUAAUUACAGUUUAAGGGCACUGAUCUCCUAGGAUUUAGACUUGGGCAGUCCUGCCAUGUAUGCCUCUGUUCAUGGAAGCAUGGUAAAGGUAGCACAGGUUUGAAAGGUUUUGUAUGUUGGUGUUUUGAUGGUAAGUUUGGAUGUCUGAAUGGUUUCCCUGUGAGAGCAACAGGCUUAAAACUGACAUGAAAAUAUAAGAUAAUUUUAUAACCCACAAAAUCUUAACCAAAAGUUCUAGAACUCUCUCUCUCUCUCUCUCUCUCUCUCUCUCUCUCUCUCUCUCUCUCUCUCUCUCUCUCUCUCUCUCUCUCUCUCUCUCUCUCUCUUUGUGAAAGGUUUUACAUUGGCAAUGUGAAGAGCGGCCUUUUAAAUAUAUAUAUAUAUAUAAAUAUAUAUAUAUAUAAUAUAUAUUUUCUUGUGUGAUCUAUUUUAUCUUUGUAGUACCUUUUUUUUAAAAUAAACUGCAAUCGAUGAAUUAUUUAUGUUGUGGUGCUUAAGUAAUAGUUCGGACACACACACAGACAAAAAAAACAUGCAUAUUUUCAUAAGUGCUAGCUUAAAAUGCAUUAAUGUGUAGCCGAUGCUAUCGUCAGCAGCCUGAAGUGCCCUAAGCAGUUUGCCCAGGCUUUUACACCAGCACAUCAACACAUACAUUUCUGCAAGAAAAAGCAGUUUCAUGGUAAAACAAAACUUCAAAAAUAAAAUCGACUGCACAAUGAACUUAACUAACUUUGUACAAAGACUUCAAAUAUAUGGCUGCAUAUAAAUCUGGAGACGUGACUUGAGAGGAAUGCAUUUCUUAAAUGUUCAGGUGGAAAUACUGUAAAAGAUUAAGCCCCUAAUUAUUGCCAAUAAAUCCUUCCACCAACAAAUUGCAAAACAAAUUAGAUGUCCCUCUUGUUAUUGUUUCUAAUAUUAUUAAUCAGUAAAAUAGCAUUCACUUAUAGUGUAUUAGUGCAUUUGGUGGUUAGAGCACACAUUUAAAUGGGAAAUAAAGACUAUUUAAUUUACUUUGGAACAUAGAAUUCUUCUGGGAAUGAUUUGAGCCUGAUUAUGUUCACUUUAUGCAUUAUGUUUUCUUGCAACAUUAUUACUGUUGAUAGUCUUUGACCAAAGGGGCAUUAAAGGUUUGUAUUAUGUGAGCUGAUUUUACUUGUGUACGCAAGAGCGAAAGACUUGUCACAUGGUACAGUUAGUAACAUCAGUAUUAAACAUUCGCAAAAUUGUGAUGAGUGUUUUCAGCAAAUGCUUCAAGCAUUUUCCUCUUUUAAGCUUCAGGAAUUUACAUUUUUGUUGAAGUGUUUAAACUGAACAGUUUUCUAGCAUAUUAUAUAGAGUGAUUGUAAAUGCUAAAGUACAUCCUUAAAGUUGAAUGUUUGAUUCAAAUAUAAAGUUUUGUUAAGAUUACCUAUAUUUAAGAAUAAGCCAGUUUUGAUAAGCAUUACAAGAAAAUACAAUGCAUACUUGAAGCAAAAACUAAUGUUCUUCCAAUUUCAGUAUUCAGUCUUAGAUAUUUGAGUGAUGCCUUUUAAAAGCCUAGUUUGGGGGGGGGGGGGGGGGAAUGCUAACUGCUAGCUAUAAUAAACAUUAAUAAACAUGUUUUUAACUGACGGGAUUGUUUUAAAUGUGUCUUGUAUAGUUUGAAAAAGCUGUUCCUGGCUGCUUUACUGGAUUUGCUUUGUAUUGUACAUUUAUAUGUAUGUGUGAAGUGAAAAUAAAAACUGGUACAUUUCCUUGA